AUGCCACGUAGCUUUUCUUCAAUGACCAUAGUACCCUUCCUUACGCCGCUAGCACUACCCCUAAAAACUGCAAUAUUUUCUUAACUGAAAGCAUCCAACUAUCUAAACACACAUUUUCGCAGGUAUCGGGCCAAAUUUCCACAUAAAUUCGCAUAAACUUCAACCAUCCAACAACUAAUUUGGUAAAUAUUACUACAUAACUUAAAUACCCAACAUGGCAUUUCCGUAAAUUAUCAACAAACCAAGGGCUAAUCACUAGUCACACCCUUUACAAAUAUCUCCAACCUCUCCACAGUUCCACUCAAACAACACUAGUCAAGUACAAUAGACACGUAAUCAAAACCAUGCAGAUACGAACCUGCCACUCCAUCACCACCCAAACCCUUCCACAACUUCCGUGUUCUUCUAGAAAAGCCCACCACCGCCACCUUCUUCCGCCGUUAAACGCUGCGGUUUCCGCGGCGCCGUUCAAAGCCCGGAAGGCCCACUCAAUGCCUCCAGAAAAGAAAGAAAUUUUCAAGUCCUUGGAGGGAUGGGCCUCGGAGUGGGUCCUACCGCUGCUGAAGCCCGUGGAGCAAUGCUGGCAGCCACAAAACUUCCUCCCUGACCCCUCCCUUCCGCAUGAAGAGUUCAGCCAUCAGGUGAAGGAGCUUCGCGAACGCACUAAAGAGUUACCUGAUGAGUACUUUGUGGUGCUGGUGGGUGAUAUGGUCACCGAGGACGCGCUUCCCACUUACCAGACCAUGAUCAACAACCUUGAUGGAGUGAAAGAUGACAGCGGCACGAGCCCGAGCCCGUGGGCCGUGUGGACCCGGGCCUGGACCGCCGAGGAAAACAGACACGGGGAUCUGCUCAGAACUUAUUUGUAUCUCUCUGGGAGGGUUGACAUGGCUAAGGUCGAAAAGACCGUACAUUACCUCAUUUCAGCUGGCAUGGACCCUGGGACAGACAACAACCCAUAUUUGGGGUUUGUGUACACGUCAUUCCAAGAGCGAGCAACAUUUGUGGCGCACGGGAACACGGCUCGGCUCGCGAAGGAGGGCGGGGAUCCAGUGCUGGCGCGCCUAUGCGGGACCAUCGCAGCGGACGAGAAGCGGCACGAGAACGCGUACUCAAGAAUCGUGGAGAAGCUUCUGGAAGUGGACCCCACCGGGGCAAUGGUGGCCAUAGGGAACAUGAUGGAGAAGAAGAUCACGAUGCCGGCGCACCUUAUGUACGAUGGGGAUGACCCCAGGCUAUUCGAGCACUACUCCGCUGUGGCGCAGCGCAUAGGCGUGUACACCGCCAACGACUACGCAGACAUCUUGGAGUUUCUCGUUGAACGGUGGAGAUUGGAGAAGCUUGAAGGAUUGAUGGCUGAGGGGAAGCGGGCGCAGGAUUUCGUGUGUGGGUUGGCGCCGAGGAUUAGGAGGUUGCAAGAGCGCGCUGAUGAGCGAGCGCGUAAGAUGAAGAAGCAUCAUGGCGUUAAGUUCAGUUGGAUUUUCAAUAAAGAAUUGCUUUUGUGAAAUUUCAGUUAAGACUUAAGAGAUAAGAGAUAGAGGUCAACGUGAGUCAACAGGUUUUUGGCUUUGUGACUAUUUUGAGUUUUUGUUUGUAGGUGGCAUUUUGAGUACGAAUAAUGAACAAUUUAACAUGGAUUGCGUGUAAUGGACAUUGUUGGAUCCAUGGUUGUUGUUCUGGUGGAUACAAAACCAGUAGGACUUUUUUGUUGUAACGUUUGGCUUGCAUAUUAGCUUAGCUUGUUAGUGUUUCUCUUUAUUUAAAAUAUCAUAUUUUGUAAUAAAAUCUCUGUAUUAGGUAAUGAUAUGAUAUACUAAUAGCAUGUUUUGGUUUUGACAA
Messenger RNA from Glycine soja, 1839 nucleotides. RefSeq names its product stearoyl-[acyl-carrier-protein] 9-desaturase 6, chloroplastic-like. The transcript is spliced from 2 exons. Gene Ontology annotation, biological process: fatty acid biosynthetic process. Gene Ontology annotation, molecular function: stearoyl-[ACP] desaturase activity. Bases 345 to 1505 code for a protein of 386 amino acids. NCBI's taxonomy places the organism in Eukaryota, Viridiplantae, Streptophyta, Magnoliopsida, Fabales, Fabaceae. Gene Ontology annotation, cellular component: chloroplast stroma. The record is from RefSeq and is a predicted model, not a curated record.